Messenger RNA from Centruroides sculpturatus (bark scorpion), 747 nucleotides. Its product is annotated as E3 ubiquitin-protein ligase arih1-like. The record is from RefSeq and is a predicted model, not a curated record. NCBI's taxonomy places the organism in Eukaryota, Metazoa, Arthropoda, Arachnida, Scorpiones, Buthidae. The transcript has 2 exons. The coding region runs from base 157 to 408 and encodes 83 amino acids.
AAAUUGAGGGGGCGCUGAUAGUAGCAGUCGACAAUGACGUCAUUGGGUUGGAAGUGAACGCUGUUUAGAACGCUGAUAGAAGUUUUAUUUCGGAAAAGAAUUUAAUCGCCGUUUUAGAGAAAUAGCGAAUUUCCAUUCGUUAUUUCUGUAUAAAUAAUGGAUUCGGACGAAGAUGUUUUAUACGGCAGCGAUUCCGGUAACGAAUCAACUGGCGAAGAAGAUGACGGUUUAUCAAUCGGUUUGGAACCCGAACCAGCGACAUCAAAAGACAAAAUGGACAUUGAAGAAGAAUUUGUUUACGAAGUUUUAACAACAGAACAAAUCGUGCAACACAUGAUCGAUUGUAUUAGAGAAGUCAAUACCGUAGUACAGUGGUCGGUUCACAAGUGCAUUCUUGGUGUUUGUUAGCCUUGAGCGUUAACCAAUCAUGAUUGGAAGGAUUUGUGUGUCGUUCGAAAAAUGAUUAUUGUUUUGCUGAUUUUUGAGUGAAUUCGAGCAUUUUAUUGCAUUUUCUGGAUGAUUUUGGCUCUGUGGAUUACGUCUUGAAUCCGAGUCGAAAUUGGUAAGCAAGCAAAAAGUAAUAAAUGAAAUACCGAAAUUUUAUCGUUGUUAUUUCUUUUGUUAGUUUUUGCCUGAUUGCUGAUUUUGAUUUCGCUUUAAGACAUAAUUCAUUUCUUUUAUUAGUCGUGUAAUUUUUGGCGUCAAGCAUGUUUGUGGCUUUUGAUGCGUAACUGGAGGACCGUAUGA